UGUUUGCCGCGUUAUAGUUUGCCAUCAUCUUACGAAGGACAUAACGAAGUUUGCCAACGAUUCGCGGUGGUCACUACUGUCGCCCUGUUCCGAUAAGUACCGCAGCCGUUUCCGGCUCCUUCAGUGUCAGCGGCUAUGGCAGAACUUGUGCAAACCUUCCUAGGGAGAUGAGAGAACGAGAGCUGUGCGGCGCACUAUCCAUAGCCAUAACCUAAAAUCUGCCAAUACCGCCAUUUCCAACGUUCCGCGCACUACACGCAAGUAUCGGCCCCAACCGCCCACCACCCUCGGCACAAUGAAGGGCUGUCCCAAAUAUCACACCAGAUGGCAAAAGGAGAAGCACCGAAAGAAUGUGCAAAGCGCAAAAGCGAAAGCCGAAAAACUCGGCAGGGCCUGCAACACGUUUGUGCUAUAUGUCACAUUCAACCUAGUAAGCCGGCAAAUGGAAGGGGUCUGUCAUCUGCCACCAGGAAUGCAAUUCCCGGACAUCAAUAAAUUUGUUCGCGAGCAGCUGUUGCCUGGGAACACUGGCGAAAGUCAGGAUCCGGACUUUACGCAUGUGCAGAUGGAGCAGGAAGACCACCGUGACCUCGGCAGUUCUCAGCAACCCGAAGCCACAAGAUCUUCAUGCAGCUCGCCAUCACUUGACUUGAAGGAGCUUUUUGACUCAGACCCUGAUGGAGAUUUUGGAGCAAUAUUAGCCAAUAAGCGCGGCUAACGCAAAGGUGUAGGGGAGAGCACAAUCAUGAUAUGUACGUUUUCAGAGGGGAUUCUUACAAAGCGAUGCUAAUAAUUGUACAGG
Messenger RNA from Microdochium trichocladiopsis, 802 nucleotides. RefSeq lists its product as uncharacterized. The transcript is spliced from 2 exons. NCBI's taxonomy places the organism in Eukaryota, Fungi, Ascomycota, Sordariomycetes, Xylariales, Microdochiaceae. Bases 296 to 718 code for a protein of 140 amino acids. The record is from RefSeq and is a predicted model, not a curated record.